Molecule: messenger RNA, 333 nt
Organism: Peronospora matthiolae
Lineage: Eukaryota; Oomycota; Peronosporomycetes; Peronosporales; Peronosporaceae
Source: the annotation of a GenBank genome assembly
AUGAAGAAGUUCGACGCAGGAAGCAUCGACUACUUGUGCCAAGUGGAGGAGCUUGCGAAUUUUUUUCAAGUAGUCGAGGUCGACAGUAGUGCCGGCAAGACACUGGGUCGCGAGGUCGUCGCAAUUGCCAAUUACUUUACACAGCGCAAGAAAACGCGCACAUCCCCAAACUGCAAAAAGCAGGGGCAUUUGAAGAAAUCUGCCGCUCCAAGAGGAAGGAGAAGAAGAACAAAGACGAAAACGAAGAAGGGCUACUGCUGGCAGCGAACGAAAGCCGAGAAGAUGCGAGCACCGACUGAUUCCUUGACAGCGGCUCCAGCCGCCACAUCAUGA